GCAUCACAUGUGCCCUAUUUAUACAGCUCCUUCACAUUACCACAGGUGGUUCUUAAUACAACGACAACGGUCUCCAAUCUCUUCUAGUCAACAUUGUGUAUGGAGUAGGGUGUAAACUAACUAUUCAGUAUUCCCUAACAUAUAUCUUCAUUUAGUAUCUCGGAUGUCACAUAAAAGAAGAAAAGGAAUCUAAUUAAGUUCAUUUAAUUAAGGGCAGCCAAUCAUGUGGAUUUAACAGUUUCAAGUUGAAAGGUUAAAGGUCGACUACUUUGAAGCCUUUAGUGCCAAUACAACAUGGCUUCUAAAAUAAGAGGUCUGCAACAGUGGUGCGCCCGUAGGACAGAGGGAUACAGAGAUGUAAAUGUCACUGACAUGUCAACUUCAUGGCGUGACGGCUUGGCAUUUUGUGCCCUCAUCCAUCGGUUUAGACCCGAUUUGAUUGACUUUGAUUCCCUAUCUAAAGAAAAUAUAUUAGAAAAUAAUCAGUUGGCAUUUGAAGUUGCAGAAAAGGACUUAGAUAUUCCAGCAUUUCUAGAUGCACCUGAUAUGGUUAGAAUGAAGAAACCAGAUAAAUUAAGCAUAAUAACCUACGUAUCUCAAUAUUAUAAUUAUUUCUGUAAUAAACCAGAGUUGGGUGGUCCUGGUGUUAAUAAAGCUGGUGCAAAGGGCAGUAACUCUUUGAAACGAUUGACGUCAGAUGAUGCAUCAGCUCCUAAUAAAAGAAUGACAACUUCUAAGGAACAAAAUGGUAUCGGGUCCAAUAAAUCCAAGACAGGAACUUUAGGAGAUAAGUGUACAAUUUGUGAUGGUAAAGUGUAUUUAUUAGAGAGACACGUGGACAAUAACAAACUCUACCACAGAUUGUGUUUUAGACAUAGUGUUAUGUCACCUACUAAUAAAGUCUACAAUUCAGCUAACAAGGAUGACCCUUCUUCAAAAGUCAGAAAAUUGGAUCAUGUGACAAAUGGUGAUUCCAAAUUGGGAGGAAAGAAGUCACUUUUUCCUGAAACUAAUGGUGUGUCAGCUGUUGGCAACAAUACUUCUGUUUCAAAAACACCAAAUAAAUAUCAUAAUCUAGCUAUGGAUUUCUUAGCUCGAGAAGCUGGUCUGGAUAACUCCUUGUCAGGCGAUAAGCCAAAGCCUAUCCUAACCUCUACUCCUAAAUCGAAAUACGAAGAUAAAACUUCAUUAAAAGUUGUUUCCAAUUCUAGUCAGGACAUUAAUAAAAGUACAAACUCUAAUAUAUUAGACAAUAAAUCGAAAUGGUCAUCUGGUGGUAGUGUGCAAUUAACAAAAUCAAAAAAUGAACCCGAAAAGAAAUCCUCGCAGGUGGUGGAAUCAAAAGCACGAGAAAUGACGAGGUUACUGGAAGAGAGAUCUCGAGAACCCAAAAUAGAAACACCUAAUAGUGGUCUCCGAGAUUUCCUGAAAAAAUAUCACGAAUCAGGUGAUAAAGAGAAAGAGAAUAAGUCAGUUUCAAAUUCGUCAAAGAAUUUCGAAAAGAUGGAAGUGGAUCCAUCGUCUCCUGUAAUUACCAAAAAACAAAUGCAUAAUUCAUACAUAACAGAAAAGACUGAAAAAUCAGUGACACAAAAACCAUGGGAAGUUGAUAGACGAGAAGCAAAUGGUGCAAAAUCUCCAUUCUCACAACGUAAAUAUUUGGACGCCAGUAAAGAUAUUGGUACUAAGUCAGUGUUAAAUAAAUCGACUCAAGACACUAGUGUGUCUUCAAAUAGUGCUUCCAAUAAACUAUCUGAUCAGCGCAAAUAUUUGGACAAUAGUAAAGAUAUCGGUACUAAAUCUGUGUUAAGUAAAUCGACCCAGGAUACUAGCGUGUCUUCAAAUAGUGCUUCAAAUAAACUAUCUGAUCAGCGCAAAUAUUUGGACAUUAGUAAAGAUAUUGGUAGUAAAUCAGUUUUAAGUAAAUCAACUCAAGACACUAGUGUGUCUACAAGUAAAGCUUCCAAUAAGCCGUCCGAUCAACGCAAAUAUUUGGACAUUAGUAGAGAUAUUGGUACUAAGUCAGUGUUAAGUAAAUCGACUCAAGACACUAGUUUGUCAACAAGUAGCACUUCAAAUAUACUGUCUGAUCAGAAUUUCUCUAGCAGCGUGCUAAAUUCGUACAAAAAGAAUUUAGAAAAACAUGAAAAAGACAUGGGUGUGAGUAGAUUAAAAAAAGACAAUGACAUUACAAUUAAUAAACCAUAUGAAUUCAAAAGUAAAGACAAAUAUCAGUCUGGUACUGGAAUUAACACAGAACUUUCGAAAAUUAGUGCUAAAAGUGAAAUGGACAGUGAAAAGAGUUCAAUUUAUCCUAAAAAAUAUGAAACUAAACCUGAUGUUACUAAACCUAAAGACAAUGAUACAAGUAAUAGAUAUAAUAAAGACUCUUCCUAUAUCAGUUCUAAACAAAAAACUGAACCAGCAAAAACUGCUCUGUCACCUGUACCAAAACCCAGGGGUAUAUUAAAAACUAAUCGUCAUGAAGAAGACAUGGAUACUUCUGAAACAAGUAAUGUGAAAACUUCAGUUAAUUUGAGACCAUCUGCAGCACCAAGGUCUGUUCAUAAUAUUACAAAAAUAGAAGAAAAGGUUAAAGACGAAAGGUCUAAAACUCCAACAAGACCCAAAUCUCCAGUUCGAGCUAAAUCUCCAGUUCGAUCUAAAUCUCCAGGUCGAUCUAAAUCUCCUACUAGAUCCAAGUCUCCUGGCAGGCCUUUGUCUCCAGUGGUGACCAAGAGACAACCAAUCAAUGGAACAAAUACUAAUAAAACCGCAAGACCACAAGAAGCCCCUCCCCCAUUACCUGUAUCCCCACCACCAUCAACUACAACCACUUCUUCUGCUGUCACAUCUAAAUCAAAGUUUACACAACCACAGAGUAAAGUCACAACAUCAAAAGCUAAAGUAUCAGAAGAUGUCCCUCCAUUGCCUAGAAAAUCUUACCUUGAGAAAAGGAAGGAAGAAACAGUUCCACCUUUACCCCCUAGAAGCACGUUAAAUAUUGUGUCACAGGACACUCAUGUUUUAGGACGAUCAGAGGGGCCACCAAAACCUCCAAGACUAACUAUCAAGGAAAAAAAGGAAGAUGCAAUGGGUAUUGAUGAAGCUGUCCAUAAAGCCAUGAAUCCUCAGACAUCUCCUGAAGCUGUGGCAGUUCUAGUCAGUCCGUCCCCAACUUCUAAUGGUUCAAAUGUGCUUGGUGGUUUAUUGAAAAGUUUAGCAGGUGUCCGCCAGAAGAGUCCAACCGAAAACAGCCCCAGAGAUAAUAGACUAGCAAAAUCUCCUGAAAACGAACCUGAAGUAGUUUUGCGCCGGGGAGGUAAAGACAGAACCAACCCAUCAGCUCCUGUCCUAAACUUACUGAACAAAUCAAAUCAAGAAAGACCAAAGUCUGUAUCCGGCAUAUUAGAUACGUCCAAUAAUAAUAGUAAAUACAAACCAGAAACUCCAUCUUGGAAAACUCAGUUGGACAAAAACAAAACUGACAGACCCAAGUCUGUUUCUAUACUGGAUCAACUUGAUGAUGAAGUGCCAUCUUGGAAACGAAAUUUGGAGGCCUUGAGAACUGAUAAAGCAAGACCAAAGUCAGUACUGGAUAAUUCUAGUAAUGAUGAUGGAAAAUUAACAUGGCAACGGGAAGCAGCUAAAAGAAUGGCGAAAAAUAAAGAUUUUGUGGACCCUGAAUUUGAAAAAACUAGGCACGUAAAAUCCUCAGAUGACAGUAAGGCAAAUAUAAAUGAUGUCAGCAAAAGAGAUAAAGUUACAACGAAUGUCACAGAAAGCAGACGCCUUCCAGAAACACCCAGAUCUCCUUAUAUGGGUAGCAAAUUACCUGAUAAGCCAGUUUCUCCAGUUGAUAACAGAGAGGUGCCAGAAAGACCAAAAACCAAAAGUCCCGAAACAUUUAUCAAUAAUGGAUUCCGAUCUGUGAAUCAAAUGGAGGUUGACAAGAAGAACCAUGACAACAAAUAUAAAGUUUAUCCAGAUAUCUCACAACCAGUUAAUCCAUCAGCACCUCCAUUACGUAAAAUCACUCCUGUUGUUAAAUUUAAUUUUGAUAAUAGCUUUGACUCCAAUAACAGUACCGAAUUGAACAACAGGAAUAAAAAUAACCACACAGAUAAGAAACUAACUCCACCAAGACCACCACCUCUUAAAGUAGAUAUAUCACCAAGACGUUAUAGUCAUAAUGAGAUACGAGAUAAUUUAAUCAACAUUGACAAUAAAUUGACAGAACUGGAACUCAGGGGAAGGCAACUGGAGGAUACGAUAAGAAGUGCCACUACUUCCGAGGGGGAAGAUGAUCUAAUGAACGAAUGGUUUAAACUUAUAAAUGAAAAGAAUGAAUUAGUCAGAAAGGAAGCAGACUUUAUUUAUAUAAAUAAAGAACAGGAACUUGAAGAUGAACAAGACAGUAUUGACAGUCGUUUACGUUUUUUGAUAUCUAUUCCAGAUUGCGAUAAAACACAAGAUGAACGUGAUGAAGAAGAUGAAUUAAUCAAUAAAAAGAUAGAUGUUAUUAAUCAAAGAAGUGGUAUAAUUGACAGUAUGGAUGAAGAUAGAAUAAGAUAUGAAGAAGAAGAUCGAGAUAUUGCCAAAGUUUUACAAGCAAAAGUGCUGGCAUUAAGGAGACAAAGAAAGAUCACCGCAAAUGAUCCAGGGUUAGGGUGUUUAAAAUGUUUUAAGGCUUUAAUUGGUCCUACCCUGUUCUAGAGGGUAUGCAAAAGGUGAUGGUAGAGAAGAACCCGUUGAAACAAAGAUUAACAAGAAGAAAAAGAAAAAUAAGAAAUAAAACACCUAUAACUUCUGUCAAGAUGUUCCUGUAAAUCUGAUAGCCUGAAGACUAUUAAUAAUCUAUAACAUUUGUCUCAUUAACUUAUUACAUGUGAUUUUAUAUUACCUUGUUUAUUAUCUAGUGUAAAAUGCCCUAUAGAGCUAAACGUGUCAUGAUUAAAAGAGACUAAAUCUGGAUUAAUCAGCCACAACUUUUGAGUUUGACAGUGAUGCUAUCAGUAGUCUAUACAAGGGCUUUUGUUUCAGAAGUCCUGACUGACUGACAGUGAAACUGACUAGCUGGAGAACCUACCUGUCCGUCAAUUUCUUGCCAUGGAAUUAUAUCUUCAAAGAAUUUCACAUUAAAACACAAUAAAUAGUUUCAAAUUUAUAGUUUUUAUGUGUAAAACAAAUCAAUAUAUCUAAAAUAGGAUAAUGCUAAAAAAAAUAAUGUGUAUUUUUCUAAACUGAAAUAAACAAAAUACAUCAAAUGACCGGCUGGCCGGCCAAGUAAAAAGUCUGAUCUUUACUAUCUUUCAAUAAACCAGAUUUCCUGUAACAUGUGUUCGGUUAAACUAUGCUAGAUUAAAUUUUCACUGUUUGGUUGAUGUUUGAAUACUUGUGAUACCCUUUUAAACAGUCUAUGGGAAGUAUGAUAGUCAAAUAGUCAAGCAGAGAUUGUGCUCAGUGAAUUUUUAGCUUCUGCUGUCCACAACAUUUGUUCAUGAUUAUCAAGUUUUUUUCUGGUAGAUCGUUAGCUUUAGAGGGCAAUUUACCACAAACAUAUUGUCUAUAAUGCAUGCCAUAUAAAUAUAAAUAUAUAUAUAUAGUGCAAUAAAAUGUAAGAGAAAGAAAGCAUUGUUACUUUAUGUAAAACUGUAACAGUGCUUGAUAUUGUAAUUUUGUACAUUGAUCAAUAUUAAAUUAUGUAUAUUUACUUUGUAAGGAAAGAAAUUCUUGUUAAGGGUGUGUUCAUAUACAUUUAACCCAAAGUAGGCCUUCAUAAAUUUGGGUUUACAAUGCUAACUUAAGGUUUAAAGGUUCAAUCCCAGAUUCUUAAUCUUUACCCAAAGAUGUUGGUAUUCAGAUAUAAAUUUGGGUUGGUUAAUCCUUUAAAAAGGCAAUUCCAUAUUGAGAGGACAGUGUAAAUAAAAAUCAAUUUAAUUAUGUUAAGAUAUAUCCUAUUCAGAUAUUGUCAGUUUCAAAUCUAAAUAUUGAGUCAUUUGGAGAUGGUCGAUAACCCCACAAGGAAAUUGAUAGACCAGAUACCUACACUGAAUGGAAUUUGGAAACUUUUGGCCUUCAUCAGUUUGAAACAGAAGAUUUGUAUUUCUUCAAAUAGGUCUUGCAGAGCUUCCGAUAAAUGCACAGGACUAUAAUUAAUUAUUCACUGAAAUAUAUCUGGGUCUGCUCCUUUAAUAUACGUUACGGAAAAAAUGGAAGGAGAUUAGGAGAAAGUUUGUAAAUCUUCAAAAAAAAAGUGUCCCACAGAGCUUAAGAUUAAUGCACCAGACUAUAAUGAAUUAUCUAGUUUUAUUCACUGAAAUAAAUCUCUGUCUGCUCAUUUAAUAGACUUUACAGUACUAGGAUUGUCACCUGUCAUUCCCUAAGUAUUGUUUUACAUGGUACAGCUUGUAUUCACUAUAUGCUAUUUACUGAAUAUUCACACGGUUGACAUUGAACAAAUACAGGUUGGUUAUUUUCUUACUACAUUGAUUUGCUGAACUCAGUCUGCAUAAUAAUACACUAGGGCUUCAAUAUGAUGCUUAUGUUGACAUCCACUGACUACACUUGGCAUAUAGAGAGACCCUUAUAUUUGAUAUACAAGGACAUUAUAGAAAACUAUACUAUAGUAAUAAUAUUGAAUAAUAUUCAAAGGAGAUAAACCUAUUUUAUUCAGGUUAAAAUAAUGUAUUCAAUUGGGUUAACCUGAUGUGUUAUUUAGAUUAGUGUUAGAUUAAAUUUUUGCAGAAGUCCACUUGUUUCUUUGUCAUCCCUCAAAACAAGUCAAUGAUAAAGUUGACCAUUUUAUAUACCCAAAUCAAAGAGGUCUGAUUAUUUCAGAUGAUUUAGUUCAUUCCAGGGAUAUCAUUUGGCAUAAGGCAGAAUGAAUAUACAGGCAAUUGGACAAUGCCCUGUAGCCUCAAGAAACGUCUAAACCACAAUUAUAUACAUUCCUUUAUCAACUAUUACAUUAUUAGUUGUGUGAAUAUUUAAAUAUCUGCAGAAGCAUUCCCAGAAGAAGACUGAUAUUUUUUCCAAUAUUUUAAAUUUAUAUUUCUUAUUCAUAAUGUUAAAUAAUAUAUUUUUGUGAAGAAAUAGAUCAUCCCAUUGUUGAAUAAUAUCAAAUAGUAUUACAUCAAAUAAUGUUUGUUAAAUAUAAUAUAUGUCUAUAUUUAAUAAGUGGUAAGCAAAAUAAUUUUCCAGAGUGGUUAUAAUGCAUAUUAAAUAUAUCCUGCUUUAAGUCAUAUUGCAUAAUUUGUCUCUUAUAUUGUGCCAUUCUUAUUAAACAAUAUAUGUAUCAUAAUGUUAUAAAACUAUUCAUAUCUAUGUUCUAUUGUGAAAUUUUUAUAAAUAUUUAAACCAUUCUAAAUGUUUAGAAAAAUUGAUUGGUAUUGUUUUAGAACCACAGAUUUCCAAUUGGUAAUUGUUCCCUGAAAUCUUUUUAAUACUAUUUAUUCUCCAUAGUGGUAAUAGUCUCUUCACUACACCCAAAUCUUUUCUAGUUUUAUGCAAUAUAGUAAGAAAAGCAAAGGGGUUCAGCUAAAACUUAUCAGAGAACAAUAUUUAUUUGACAUGCCAAAUUAAUCGCUCUAUUGAAGAAAAAUGAGUAUAGUGCUAGAGUAGAGAAAGGGAGAACAAAGUGAACAAUUCACUGGUUCAGUUGAUCUCCAUGUUCUAACUUGAUGUGUAAAAUCAUCAAUUGUUGUCUUGCCAGUUUUAUUAAUGUUUAGGUUUUUUUCUCCAUGCAUUUUUUCAUUAAGAUGCUUCCUGUACAUAAGUACAAUAUUUUAUAUUGUCACAUAUUUAUGUAAUCUGGAUCAAAUUAUUUAUAUAUUUGCUGGCAUUAUGUCAAUGUACUGUGAACAAAAUGAUAAAUCCAACAUUCUCUAAAUGGAGAAUAUCUCCCAAGAAUUUUGUGUUACUUUCAUGGUCUACCUAAAUUUUUCCAGAAAGGGAGACUAUUUCCUAAAUAAAAUAUAUGUCCUGGUGACAUUUCUAAUUAUUAAAAUUGAAUUAUUUUAAUUUUUAAAAAAUGUAUUGAAAAAAAAAAUAAAACUAUUUUUAUUAUUUA
Molecule: messenger RNA, 8071 nt
Organism: Patella vulgata (common limpet)
Lineage: Eukaryota; Metazoa; Mollusca; Gastropoda; Patellidae
Product: MICAL-like protein 2
Exons: 13
Coding region: 295-4716 (1473 amino acids)
Biological process (GO): actin cytoskeleton organization
Cellular component (GO): cell projection; cell junction; plasma membrane
Molecular function (GO): actin filament binding
Source: RefSeq, a predicted model, not a curated record